AUGACACACCCUGAGAGUGGCAGGGUGCGUCUCUGCAUCCUCCACCACGCGCCCGAGCAGCAGGAGGAGCCGAAGGAGGACAAAGGGCGUCACUACACGCUGAGCGUGGCCCUGCCGGGCUCGAUCUUGAACAACGCCCAGUCGCUGGAGCUGCGGACGUACCUCGCUGGACAGAUUGCUCGGGCCUGUGCCAUCUUCUGUGUGGAUGAGAUCGUAGUGUUUGACGAGCAUGGAGAAGAUGUAAAGAGUGUGGAGGGGGACUUUGAAGGAAUUGGGAGGAAAGGCAAGGCUUGCGUGCAGCUGGCUCGGAUCCUGCAGUACUUGGAGUGCCCUCAGUACUUGAGGAAAUCCUUUUUUCCAAAACAUGAGGAUCUGCAGUUUGCAGGGCUGCUCAAUCCCCUGGACAGCCCUCACCACAUGCGGGUGGAUGAGGACUCAGAGUACCGAGAAGGCGUGGUGUUGGACCGGCCAACUAAGCCAGGCAGAGGCUCUUUUGUUAACUGUGGGAUGAGGAAGGAGGUGCAGAUCGACAGACAGCUGAACCCCGGUCUGCGAGUCACCGUGCGCCUGGAGGAACCCCAGAAGCCAGAAGCUAAAGUGCGGAAAGGCACGGUGGUGUCCUCACACCACCCGCGGACAGUCUCGGGCUUGUACUGGGGUUACAGCGUCCGCCUUGCCUCCUGCCUGAGUGCUGUCUUUUCAGAGUGCCCGUUCAAGGAAGGCUAUGAUCUCUCCAUUGGGACGUCAGAGCAGGGCAGCUCCGUGGACCAGGCCACUCUCCCUUCCUUCAGGCAUGCCCUUGUCGUCUUUGGAGGGCUUGAGGGCUUGGAAGCUGGUGUUGACGUGGACCCAAACCUGGAGAUCACCGACCCAAGCGACUUGUUUGACUUCUACCUGAACACUUGUCCCAGCCAAGGCAGCCGAACCAUCCGGACAGAGGAAGCGCUGCUGAUCUCUCUGUCUGCGCUGAGACCCCACAUUGAUGAAGCUGUGAAGACACCCAGCGACAACCAAGGAAAGGAAGAACACUGACCUUGCCCUCAGCUGAGGACUGCCUCGGGGAAGCGGCUGUU
Messenger RNA from Opisthocomus hoazin, 1073 nucleotides. The record is from RefSeq and is a predicted model, not a curated record. NCBI's taxonomy places the organism in Eukaryota, Metazoa, Chordata, Aves, Opisthocomiformes, Opisthocomidae.